Messenger RNA from Aspergillus calidoustus, 561 nucleotides. NCBI's taxonomy places the organism in Eukaryota, Fungi, Ascomycota, Eurotiomycetes, Eurotiales, Aspergillaceae. The record is from the annotation of a GenBank genome assembly.
AUGCCAGAGACACAGAGGCCACGUCAGGUUCACCAACGCCCGUACAGCGCUGGAGACCACUCCACAUACACCCCGCUUUUACCAGCACCCAGCGAGGAAGUUAUCUUUGAGAUGGAGGCUAUCCCCAAGUGUCCCGAGUCCAUAAUCUCACGAGCACCAUCCCAGCCGCCUCCAUAUGAGGAGAUCGAUACCAAUUGGCUUGCAAGGGAGGAUAUCUACACCCGCCACACCCCGAACAAUGACACAAGCAAUUCUCGCUCUGCAAGCGCCGAGAGAUCAAAAAACCGUCAAGCCCCAGACUCACCACUUUACCCUUGUUACCCAGACUCCAACGCCGGCGUCUGGCUCCUUUUAAUCUUUAUGCUCUUGGUCAUCAUCGGGGCCUCCAUCGGCGGACCGCUUGGGGCAGCGAAGGCGAAAGAGAAUACCGAGAAGAACGACCCUGUUCCGGCUGGGAAAGCGAUGCAGACCCCGUCUGCGACUACGACUACGACUACGACUACGGCUACGGCCACUGUUACAAACACGGUUACGGUCACGCAGACUGCCGCCCGAGCAUGA